Oncorhynchus masou masou (cherry salmon) is the source of this 4383-nucleotide messenger RNA. RefSeq names its product arginine vasopressin-induced protein 1-like. The transcript has 5 exons. Bases 660 to 1319 code for a protein of 219 amino acids. NCBI's taxonomy places the organism in Eukaryota, Metazoa, Chordata, Actinopteri, Salmoniformes, Salmonidae. The record is from RefSeq and is a predicted model, not a curated record. Gene Ontology annotation, biological process: positive regulation of MAPK cascade.
UAGGCUCGUCUUUUAUUCGGCUUUCAUGCAUGAGACUUGACCUAUAUUGUGUAGAGUACUAAUAUUCUAAUUAAUUUGUUUGGAUGCACCGUAGCUCUGACCUUGUACCUUUUACAGAAAAUAAGUCCAAAUAUGUUUCUUUUGACGCCAACUAACAAAAUAGAAAUAGUUAUUGUCGGCUCUUAUUGCCUCACUGGAUAAGCUAAUUGGCUUUGAACGUCACAUCUUUAUGCCAACAAAGUGCGUGUCUGCUUUGCCUGAACAGACCGUUCCAUGGGGUAGAAAUUGUAACAAAGGUUAACUGACAAAUUUCAAAUGUAUGGGGUUAUCUCGACAGUCUUCGGUUUAUGUACUCUUGUAUAUUUCUGUUUUUGUAUUUGCUUUUUUGUUCAUUGAAGGUUUACCCCAUGGAUAUUCAAUCUGAAAGACAUCUGCCUAAAAAAAGGCUAUACAAGCCAGAAUGUUGACUAAAAUUAUAUUUACACUAACUACAGGUUGUUUGUCAUUUUGAUGGUAGGAGGUGGAGAUAAGUGUUGUUUACCUGACUGUUUGCAGCGCAAAUUACCUCCAACAAAGAGGCAAAAUCGUCUGAACUUUACAUUGGGAGUUUGUUCAACAUUCUGACUUGUAAUGGGACUGUUCAGGAAUACUGAGCCUACAUGUUAGAGACCAGAGUGAAGGCCCAUCUCGCGGCAUCGCCUACCGCCCUUGCAGCCUCUCACUUGGGGAGGAUGGAUGCGGAGGCAGCCUCUCCGUCUCUCUCCUCCACGGUGGCAGGGCCCUCCACACUGUGGCGUCUCGCUGAGCGGAGGAGUAGGAAGGCUGGCUCAGGGAACAUUUUUGGCGGGGUGAACCUGCGUCAGCUGCAGAGGCUGUUCACGGCAGCUGGGGACCAGGAUGCAGAGCAGAGGGCUGAGCUGGUGUGGGGCCACGGGGACGAGGCUGAGCUGGCGCAGGCCCUGAUAGGACUGAGGGCGAGGGGCCGACGGAGAGGACUCAGAGUGGAGGGGCGAGACACACUGGGGUCGCGCUGGCUCCGGGCAUUUAAUCAUCUCAGGAUUGGUAAGAGUUCAGAGAGUAGCCAGCAGAGCGAAGAGCAGUCAUCAGACAGCAAGAUGGAGGCAAGAGCAAAACACAGCAGCCCCGAUUCACAGCCACUGACUCAUAAGGGCCCCAGAGGCGCUACAGGAGUCAGAGAGGACCUAACUGAGGGCCAAGGCCCUGCAGGGGCCUCUGAGAGACCAGCCAGACCAGGAGCUCUACUGAAGAAAGGAGGGGAGAGCGACCCGGAGAGGUACCUCCACCGCAUCCUCCACUGAUGGACACAGAGGACUAGGAUGACUUUGUUGCCCCUAGAUCCCUUCCCCCACUAAUCAUUCAUGUGUGUAUUAGGUCAUGGUAAACGGAUCCUAGAUCUGUGGUUGGGGACAACUUCUACGUGGAGUAAUGACCAACCCUAGUUCAGCGAGUGACAGUCAAAGAUACUAUAUAUGUUUACCUCUGUCCAACCAAGAUCAGAUCAAUGAAGAACAAACUGGAUCUACAAGAUGGGGGAACACUUUGAUAUGAUAUUCUAACAUUUCCUUCUCUCUCAGGAACUGGCUUAUCUGUUCUUCUGUUUGUCACAUGUCUUUUAAGAGCAUCACGUAUUAGACCUUGAAUUCAUACAAAGGAUUAAGGAAAGAGGUUUCGACUGUGGGAUAUAGCAGAGCACUUCGGGAGAGCUCAAUUCCACCUGGACUUGUUUUUGAAUGAAGUAUUUUGGUAAUUUGAUUCUCCAAAUUAGACACGUGCCAAGGUGCAUCCUAAAAAGAAAGGAAAAUAAGUUGAUGUCAACUGGAAAGGAGAUAUUUUGAAGAAGUCAACAUUUCGACCAGGGUUGUGGAACUCAUUCCAUACAGGGACAAGUGUCGGCUGGUAUCGUUAUUUCCUUUUCAAUGUGUAAAAACCGAAACAGCAGGGGUUCAAACUUUAGAACCCAGUUCCUACAUUUGAAUAUAGAAAUUGAUUUUAUCAAACAAAACUAUGCUACAUCUUAUCUCUUGGACCCUCAGGAUGACAAACCAGAGCAAGAUUACUGAAUGUAAAUACAUUCACCUCUGACGGUAAAUAAUGUAUCAAACUAAGUGCUGUGCUGAAAGUUGGCUGUUACUUACGUCAUUCUAGUCAGAUUAGCGCACGUUAGCAACACCUGUCCCGGUAUAAGGACACCGAUCUCAGAGGUUAAAGGGCCAGAUGCACAAUUAAAGGGCAAUUACACUCAAAUCAAUUUGUUAGUUUCCUUCCAGACCAAAAAUUAAUGCUAUUCUGAUGUGAUUUAAGCAUUGCCAUGGACUCAGAACAUCCAAUUUUGAAACUGCACUACUUUCUCUUGUACACUAAGGACCAGAGGAAGAGUUUCAGGGGAGAUGAGAAGUUUCCUAUUCGAAAGCUUGAUAAAAAUGAGUAGCUGGUAACUUUUUUAUUUUUAUAAAUGGUUCUCAUGCUAGACAAGGUUGGCAAAAACUAGGGUAAAACACUGGGCCCUAGAUGUAGCCUAUAACUAGGACACAUUUUCUUGGUCAGGUGACAGGAAAAACUCAUGGCCCAACUCAUACCUGGUCAAUGUACAAGGAAGGAGAAACCAAAAAAUGUAUCACUUCAAUAUGUUAAUGUUGCCUUUAAUUUGACACUACAGUAUAUGGUCUUCCAUACAUACAGUAACUGAACUUGACAUUCAUUGAUUUAAAUUAUUUUUAAAUCUAUAUUUCUACAGGUGAAGUUUACAUACACCUUAGCCAAAUACAUUUUUAACUCAGUUUUUCAAAAUUCCUGACAUUUUAAUCCUAGUAAACAUUCCCUGUCUUAGGUCAAUUAGGAUCAGCACUUUAUUUUUAAGAAUGUGAAAUGUCAGAAAAAUAGUACAGGGAUUUUUCAUUUAUUUCUUUCACGUUCCCAGUGGGUCAGAGGUUUACAUAUACUCAAUUAGUAUUUGGUAGCAUUGCCUUUAAAUUGUUUCAUUUGGGUCAAAUGUUUCAGGUAGCCUUGCAUAAGCUUCCAACGAUAAGUUGGGGGAUUUUUGGCCCAUUCCUCCUGACACAGCUGGUGUAACCGAGUCAGGUUGGUAGGCCUCCUUUGUUCGCACACACUUUUUCAGUUCUACCCACAAGUGUUCUAGCUUUGAUGGCCACUCCAAUACCUUGACUUUGUUGUCCUUAAGCCAUUUUGCCACAACUUUGGAAGUAUGCUUGGGGUGAUUGUCCAUUUGGAAGACCCAUUCGUGACCAAGCUUAAACUUCCUGACUGAUGUCUUGAUGUUGCUUCAAUAUAUUCACACAAUUUUCCACCCUCAUGAUGGCAUCUAUUUUGUGAAGUUCCCCAGUCCCUCCUGCAGCAAAGCACCCCCACAACAUGAUGCCCCCCCCCCCAUGCUUCACGGUUGGGAUGGUGUUCUUCGGCUUGCAAGAACCCACCCUUUGUCCUCCAAACAUAACGAUGGUCAUUAUGGCCCAACAGUUCUAUUUUUGUUUCAUCAGGCCAGAGGACAUUUCUCCAAAAAGUACGAUCUUGGUCCACAUGUGCAGUUGCAAACCGUAGUCUGGCUUUAUGGCAGUGGCUUCUUCCUCGCUGAGCAGUCUUUCAGGUUAUAUCGAUUAUAGGACUCGUUUUUUCUGUGGAUAUAGAUAAUUUUGUACCUGUUUCCUCCAGCAUCCUCACAAGGUCCUUUUGCUGUUCUGGGAUUGAUUUGCACUUUUCGCAUCUCUAGGAGACGGAACGCGUCUCCUUCCUGAGCGGUAUGACUGCUGCGUGGUCCCGUGGUGUUUGCACUUGCGUACUAUUGUUUGUACAGAUGAAAGUGGUACCUUCAGGCAUUUGGAAAUUGCUCCCAAGGAUGAACCAAACUUGUAGAGGUCCACAUUUCUUUUCUGAGGUCUUGGCUGAUUUUCUUUUGAUUUCUUUUUUCCCCCAUGAUGUCAAGCAAAGCGGCACUGAGUUUGAAGGUAGGCCUUGAAAUACAUCCACAGGUGCACCUUCAAAUGACUCAAAUUGCCAAUUAGUCAAUUAUCAGAAGCUUCUAAAGCCUUUACAUAAUUUUCUGGAAUUUUCCAAGCUGUUUUUUAAAGGCAGUUAAUUUAGUGUAUGUAAACGUUUGACCCACUGGAAUUGUGAUUAAGUGAAAUAAUCGGUCUUUAAACAAUUGUUGGAAAAUUACUUAUGUCAUGCACAAAGUAAUGUCCUAACAGACUUGCCAAAGCUAUAGUUUGUUAACAAGAAAUGUGUGGCGUGGUUGAAACACUUAAACAAGUUAAAUGUCUCCAACAUAUGUAAACUUCUGACUUCAACUGUGUGUGUGUAUAUAUCAAAGAUGUGAUUGCAUAGUUUGAUUAAAGGUGUUGAUAAAUA